This is a messenger RNA of Galdieria sulphuraria, 880 nucleotides long. RefSeq names its product 20S proteasome subunit beta 5. Lineage: Eukaryota; Rhodophyta; Bangiophyceae; Galdieriales; Galdieriaceae. The transcript is spliced from 4 exons. Gene Ontology annotation, cellular component: proteasome core complex. Gene Ontology annotation, molecular function: threonine-type endopeptidase activity. The record is from RefSeq and is a predicted model, not a curated record. The coding region runs from base 28 to 855 and encodes 275 amino acids.
UUUGUGACUAGUCGACUUUGUGUUGUAAUGAAGUUGGACGUUUUCAACCCCACUUUUGGUUUUGAAGAGUUGAAUAGAAUAGAAGAAGACUGGAUAGUUCCAGAAGAAGAACUGUAUAGUGCCAUACCUUUGGCUCCUCGUCUUUCGAAUAAUGUGUUGAAUAAUCGUCCGCCGAAAGACUUGGUCAAGUUUCAUCAUGGUACUACUACGUUGAGUUUUAUAUUCUCAGAGGGUAUAGUUGCAGCGGUUGACUCCAGAGCAAGCAUGGGUCAAUACAUAGGUUCCGGUUCAGUGAAGAAGGUCAUCGAAAUAAACAAAUACUUGUUAGGAACUAUGGCUGGAGGUGCUGCAGAUUGUACCUUCUGGGAGCGGUAUUUGGGAAUGCGUUGUCGAAUCUUUGAACUGAAGAAUAAGGAACGCAUUUCUGUCGCUGCGGCUUCGAAAAUCUUGUGCAAUACCGUCUAUCAGUACAAAGGAAUGGGUCUUUCCAUGGGUACCAUGAUUAUGGGAUGGGACAAGAAAGGACCACACAUUUACUAUGUGGAUAGUGAAGGUACAAGGUUGAAAGGUAGCAAGUUUUCUGUUGGUUCUGGUUCGACCCACGCACUUGGUGUAUUGGAUCAGGGCUAUAAAUGGAAUAUGUCAGUGGAAGAAGCUUGCGAACUUGGAAGACGUUCCAUUUAUCAUGCCACUCAUAGGGAUGCUUUUAGUGGUGGUUAUAUCAACGUAUACUAUAUUGGUCCUGAUGGAUGGAAGUUUAUCAGUCAUGAGGAUAGUGGCUUUGAUAAACAUUAUCAGUAUGCUGCAGAUAAGGCCACAGAAGCACAAACACAACAACAAAUGAGCAUAUCGUAAAGUCAUUAAAGACAUUUGUUAAGUU